Symbiodinium sp. CCMP2592 is the source of this 1845-nucleotide messenger RNA. Lineage: Eukaryota; Dinophyceae; Suessiales; Symbiodiniaceae. The record is from the annotation of a GenBank genome assembly.
AUGUCCUCGUCCGCUCGCGACGAUGAGGUGGAGAUCCUCACCGUGCUGCCGCGCGGGCCACCACAGACACGGCUGCGGAGGCUUGUCAGGCCGACCCAGAGCUGCCUGCCGGCGAAGAGACGCCAUGCCAGGACGGAGGAUGUGCUGGGCGACAGCAGCGACGAGGAACUGGUGGAGGUCAUCUCGCUGCCGACAAAACGACGCCACCAGGCCCCGGGCUCCAGCAGCCGUCAGCGCCCACGAGCUGUUGCUAAAGCGCCGUCCAAGCCCAGUCGUAUGCGCAACGCUCCUGUCAGAGGGCCGGGGAGGCGACUUCACCAGGCGGCUCCUUCCGAAUCGCGGCGGGGGCUUCCAAAGCCGAAGCUGCGACCGAAGCCCAGAGUUCGAACGCCAGCGGUGGUCGAGCUGGACGACGAAGACCAGGUCAUCGAAACGUGCAUUCCGUACGAGGAGGCAUUCUUCGGCUACGUGCCGAAAUCGCAGCCCAGUUCCCUGGACGCAGAGUGGCAGGGGCCCGCGACGGAGGAGGAAGCUGCAGCCCAGGCCGCCACAGCGAGUGAGCCGCCCGAGGAGCCGGCGGCGGUGCUGACUCCGGUCGCUGCAGUGCCGGCAGCGCCACAGGAACCGCCGGCACCGUCGCCGCCACUGCAAGCAGAAGAUCUCGCACCUCAAGACGAGGAGCAGGUCGCUGCACGCAGUUCUUCUGCAGAUACACCGGCAGCCCCUAUCUGCCCCGAGCUGCCGAAGGUCGAGCUGCCGGAAACACUGGAGCUGCCGAAAGCCGCAGAGCCAAGUCCGAUAGCUCGACCACCAGAACCCUCACCGGAGCCGAAAGUCUUCACGCCUCUGCCGGACAUCGGCCAGGAAGAGACUCGUCUUCCCGAGCCCCGCUAUUCGGAGGUCUACGUCGAGUGCGUCCGGAACAGCGCACUCUUCGAUCGCUGCUGUGUGUGCUGGAAAAGCUUCAGUGCGGGUCAGCUCCGCUUGGGCUAUGUGCCGACGGUCUCGUUGUCCGAGGAGCCGCGUUGGGUGCAUGCCCCACGGUGCCUCACGGGGGAUGGCCUCCGGGUGGAGCCACGCAGCAACUUCGCUGCCUUCGCCCCUUCGGUGCCACUGGAAGAGCAGCAGCGCAUUCUGACAGUGCUAAGCUUGCUCCGUCCCUCGCUCCCUGCCCGGGAUGCCGAGCAUCCUGUCUUGCGCCCCCGUCUCUGGCGCUGGGGAGCGGCGAUGUCGCAACGCUGGCUUCGCUAUGCCGUGCCGGCUCCCGGUGCACCCCGCGUGCUGGUGCAGCCCGAAAGGCGCUACACGGCUCCAAAUCCGAGUUCUUUGUCUCGGCUCGCCCGCACGCUAUUGGUACAGGGCCUGCGUCGGCGUCCAUCUGAGGAGGUCGUUGCACGCGCAACCCGUCGCAUCCAGAGGUCCAGUGCCCCACGGCGAGAGCCCACUGCCACAUCACAGCGUCCCCGGACAGAGGCACCGGCGGAAGAUGAAGCCAACAGCCGUGGGCGACGGCAGUGGCGGCGGCGAUCUGCUUUGGGUGAAAGGGCGGAGGAGUUCUUUGCCAUUGCUCCUGUGCUGACCCUGGAGAAGGAUGUCACAGAGGAGGAGCCCUGCGUGAUCUGCCACGAGCAACUCAUGGCAGGCGACGACGUGCGGCGCUUGCCAUGUUGCCACAUGUUCCACCGCUCCUGCAUCGACCGAUGGAUGCACACGAAGGCAGUCUGCCCUCUGGACAAACUCACGGCGGCAGAGUUGAUCGCCGCUGCCCUCGGCGAGCGGAGCAGCACGUCAUCGACAGGCAGCAGGACGACCGCGCCGGCCAGCUCUGCCGGCACUGCGCACUGA